AUGUCCGCUGUGGAACAAAGAAAUCCAACUUCUAAGAAUGGUACUGAUGCUCUGUUGGCUGAUAACAAAGUAUUAGCUAAUACAAAUCACGAAACUGGAGUACCUAAUAAGUCCAAAACAACCGACUCAAAAAAGUCUAAAGAUAAAACUGCUAAUGAUGAUGAUAAUGAUGAUGAUGAUGAUAUUAUUGAUACUAAAAAAGUUACCAGAGAGGUUGGCGAAGCCACUUACGUUGGUUGGAAACAAGUUGGUGGUUGGGAAACAAAAGAUACUCUAACUUCAAAAGAUGCAUUGUACGACAUUCAUGGGGAAACGAUUAUCGAUAAUUACUUGCCUGACAAAUUUUAUGGGGACUGGUAUCAUUCAGUAGCCUUUUUCUUUAUCGGUGGAUUUUUAUCAUUUUUCUUUGGUUAUUUUAAAUUUUCGCUAGCUCCUGUGUUUUUUGUUAUAGUUCCGACUUGUUUCUUGUAUAGGGCGUCAGUUAAGAAAUAUAGACAGAAUAUUAAGCAAUUGGCUCAAAAAGAAUACAUUGUUAAAAAGAUUGAAGAUGACUAUGAAUCCAUGGAAUGGUUAAAUACAUUUUUGGACAAAUACUGGGUUCGUAUGGAACCAGCCGUUUCUGAUAUGGUUGUCAAACAAGUUAAUCAGUUGUUGGCAGAUUUGGAUGCAAUUCCAGCAUUUAUCACCGCUAUUUGGAUUGAUCGUUUCACCUUGGGUGUCAAACCACCAAGAAUAGAACAGGUUAAAACCUUCCAAAACACUGACAAUGAUGUUGUUGUUAUGGAUUGGACUCUGUCUCUUACUCCACAUGAUAAUUCGGAUAUGACUACCAAACAGUUAAGAAACUACGUUAACCAAAGUGUCUCGCUGAAGUUAAGUGCAUUUGGCAUCACAAUUCCCGUUUCUGUCGCUCAAAUUGCCAUGAAGGUACAAACAAGAUUACGUUUCAAGUUGAUGACGCCCUUCCCUCAUAUUGAAACUGUCAACGUUCAAAUAUUGGAGGUUCCAGAUAUUGAUUUUGUUGCCAAAUUAUUUGGUGACUCUAUCUUUUCUUGGGAAAUUAUGGCUAUUCCUGGCUUACUGCCCUUUACCAGGGAAAUGGUUAGAAAAUAUGCAGGUCCAAUGUUAAUGCCUCCGUUUUCUAUGCAAUUGAAUAUUCCACAAUUAGUAUCUGGUAACGCCUUAGCUGCUGGUGUUUUGGAACUAACCGUUAAAAAUUGUGUUGAUUUGAAACGUGCUACAUUAGUUGAUAUUUCUAUCGAUCCCUAUUUGGAAUUUUCCAUUAAUGGAACUAAAGUUGCUGAAACCAGAACUGUUAAAGAUACUUUGAAUCCUGUUUGGAAUGAAACCCUGUUUUUCAUGAUCGAUUCUUUUACUGAUCCAUUGACCAUUGACAUUAUCGAUAGACGUGUUAGGUUCAAAAACAAAAUAUUGGGCACUAUUUUAUUUGAUAUAAGUUCUUUGCACGGCAAUCACGAUCAAAAAAACCUUUCUGCCAGAUUUUUAAGGAACGCACAACCGGUCGGUACUUUGAACUUUUCUAUGCAUUUCCAUCCAACCAUUGAGCCUAAGCAAUUGCCAGACGGUACUGUGGAGGAAUUGCCUGAUUUGAAUACUGGUAUUUCUAAGUUCAUUAUUGAAGAAGCCAAACAUUUGGUUCAUACAUCUGAAGAAGCUAAAAAUUUGGCUAGUCAUGUUGACGUGUAUGAGAACGGUAAACUAAUCUUUUCUACCAAUACUAUUAAAGGUGAUGCAUCUCCCAAAUACAAUGGUGAGUACAGAUUUAUUGUUAGCGAUCGUCGUAAGACUAGGUUUAAAUAUAUUGUUAAAAAUGGUAAAAAUGAAGAGAUUGGCUCUACUGUUCAAACGUUGAACGAUUUGAUUGACAGAACUGAAACAGAUAAAACUUGGAUUCCAUUGAAAAACUCUAAUCACAGCACUAUUCAAAUUAAAGCUUUAUGGAAGCCUGUUGAUUUGGGUAUUGGGUCAAAUGCUAUUGCUUACAAUCCACCAAUUGGUGUUGUUAGGACUUUUAUUAACAAGGCCAAACGUUUACCUAACUUAGAAAAGGUCGGUAUGAUUGACCCAUAUGCUAGAAUCUUGGUUAAUGAAAUUCCUAAAGACAGAACUGAUGUAAAAGAGCACACCCAAAACCCAAUUUGGAAUCAAAGUCUUUAUGUUUCUGUUACUUCACCAAAUCAGAAGAUUACUUUGGAAUGUAUGGAUGUUGAAACUGUUGGUUUGGAUCGUUCCUUAGGUAGCUUGGACAUGAAAAUAUUUGACUUAAUUAACAAGAAUUCUGAUGAUAAAUAUGUUGAACAAAUCGACGAUACCGCAAGAGUUGGUAAUUUGAUUAGGAAAAAAAAGAAGAGCAAAAUUUCGGGAAGUAUCACCUAUUAUAAUUCAUUUUAUCCAACCAUUCCUAUUUUAACUUUAGAAGAAAUACAAGAGGUUGAUAAAUUGAACGCUAAGAAGCAGAAAUUAAAGGAAAAAUUGUCUAUGCUUGAUGAAAAGAAAUUAAGUGAUGCAGACAAGAAAAAAAUAGAUGAAGAAAAAUUUGAGAUUAGCGAAUUGGAAGAUGUUUAUGGUUCUAAGAUGAAAUUGUCCUUGGACGAGUUGUUGGGUUAUUCAUGCGGUGUUUUGGCUGUUUCUGUUUUAGACGGGGAACUUGGUUUACCGGGUACCUAUGUCCAAGCAUUUUUUGAUGGGAAUGGUUAUUACAGGUUUGUUUCACCUAGAUAUAGUACUAGAAAUAUAAGUAAGGGUUUUACUGGCGAUGUUUUUAUUAAAGAGUUGGAAUGGUCGGUUUGUACAUUUAGAGUUACUAAGCACAAGGAAAGUAACAAGGCUGAAUCAUUUAUUUCUGAGGUUGUUAUUCCAACUAUUGAACUUGUGAGAAAUUGCUAUAAAAAACCAUCUAUUUUGAACUUGACUGGACCAAACACAUCUAAAUUAAUGGUCCAAGUUCAAUGGUUUCCAGUAUUAGCCUCAAAAUUACCACAAUCUGAUUUGAUUACCAAUAGUGGUGAUUUGAAAAUUACAGUUAAGAGCGCUAAUAAUUUGCUGUCAGCGGAUAGCAAUGGUAAGAGUGAUCCAUAUAUUAAAUUUUAUAUGAAUGACGAAUCAAGUAGUUUUUUCAAGUCCAAGACUGAGAAGAAAACUUUAGACCCAACAUGGAAUGAAGUUGUUACUGUUCAAGUGAAUAACCGUGUCAAUGACUACUUGAGAAUAAUAGUUAUGGAUUGGGAUGUUGGCUCUAAGAAUGAUUUAAUUGGCCAGGCAAUUUUGCCCUUGCAUAAAAUAGAUCCAGAGAAUCCAACAGAUUUAGAUAUUCCAUUAACUGAUGAGUAUAAGAAAAAGGAUGCUGGUGUUGUUCAUUUAUCCUUUGAAUUUUCUCCUAGAUACACGUUAUCGAUUAAAAAGACUGAGAAAAAGGUUGGUGAUAUUGCUAGCAAAGGUUUAGCUGCCGGUACCAACGUCGUUGGCACAGGUAUAGGUGCUGUAGGAAAAAUUAAGAAAGGUAUUUUUGGUGGUAAGAAGAAAUCGGAUGAUGAAGAUGAAGAGGAUGAAGGAAAUGGGAAAAAAGCAUGA
Saccharomycodes ludwigii is the source of this 3591-nucleotide messenger RNA. It is a transcript of the gene TCB1, whose product is annotated as tricalbin. Bases 1 to 3591 code for a protein of 1196 amino acids. The record is from RefSeq and is a predicted model, not a curated record. The transcript has a single exon. Gene Ontology annotation, molecular function: lipid binding. Lineage: Eukaryota; Fungi; Ascomycota; Saccharomycetes; Saccharomycodales; Saccharomycodaceae.